This is a messenger RNA of Contarinia nasturtii (swede midge), 4792 nucleotides long. RefSeq lists its product as uncharacterized. The coding region runs from base 1884 to 4541 and encodes 885 amino acids. The record is from RefSeq and is a predicted model, not a curated record. Gene Ontology annotation, biological process: proteolysis. Gene Ontology annotation, molecular function: serine-type endopeptidase activity. Lineage: Eukaryota; Metazoa; Arthropoda; Insecta; Diptera; Cecidomyiidae. The transcript is spliced from 10 exons.
GAUAUUUUAAUGUUUUUAUUCGUUUAUUUGUAAAAUGUUUUAAAGACAUCUUUGCGAAUUGAUUUCAAUCAAAAAGAAAACAUAAAGUCUCAAUAGCUGUUAGAUAAAUACACCAAGAAUAAUAAGCUUUCCGCAAAAUCAUGUGCAUUUUUUUUUUUUGUCGUUGUGAUUUUAUGUGAUUUUUUUCGAAGCUUUUAAGUGGAUAUAAGUGAAAAAGAAACGAAAAUUUAUUAAUGGAAAAGACAUUGAUUGAAUUUUUCCUUGGCAUCGGAUAUAUAAGGAUUAUAUAAAAAAAAUUAGUUCAGAAAAUCGUUAAAUGUACACCGGACUGUAUUGGAUUAAUUGAGUUAUUUGUCAUCGCUUGGAAUUGAUAUUGGAGCGAAACAACACAAAAAACAUAAUCUUUCAGUCCAAACCGAAUAGUGAGUUAACGUCAUAGAGAAGGUGAUCGAGCGCAAGUGAAAGAGAUCAUUGAAAAACUUGCGGAAGAGAAAGAGAGAGAGAAAAUAGUUUUUGUCGCUUCGAUUGUGGACUCUUGUACAUACAUAUAGACGUUUGGUGCUAUACACAAAUCGCUAAGUGGAACCAACGAAAAAUAAAACAACAACAACAACAAAAGAAACAACGACUGCACACAUCCAACACGAGAGAGAGAAAAACCUUAAACCAUCGAACGAACCAACCGACACGAAAUAUAUUGGUUUUGCACUUACAGCAAAACACAUCGAUCCACCAGUUUGCUUAAGCAGUCCGUUUCAUUCAAUUCGUAUCUUCUGCACUUUGGUGACUCUUGUUAGUUGUGUGUGUGUUUACUGUGUGAUCGUGAACGAAUGCGCGCGCGUAUUCGGGCUCUUUCGCAUAUUCGAUUUUGAUUCAGUGUGUGCUCUGCUAUCCGUACGUGUUUCAUCCACUUCGUGUGUCUUGUUUUGUAUAUCGAAUACAUGAACUCAAAAGAAAAAUAUAUACAAUAACAACAACAACAACAACAACAACAAAGAAAAAAAAAUUAUAUUUCAAGUGUAAACACCAGAAAAAAAGUGAAACUCUAUGAUUUCGAAUACAAACGUUAAACAAGAUUAAAAGUGAAAUUUUCGUUAAAGUCUUUCUUAGUUCGUUGGUUUGUCUUUGACAGUGGUUCUGGUUCGCUGUCACCGCUUGAACUUGCUUUAUGGUUUCAUUUAACCCAUAAGUCUAUCUAGAUAGUGUGUGUGUGUAUGUAUGUAAUUUUCAUCUCUUUCUCGUUGCCGCCGUUUUGCAACGAAAAUAAUAACAACAGCCACAAAAAUAUUUUAAAUGAUCCUUCGACAAAUUGCCAUUGUUUGACAUUUUAAGCGCACAACUUGAUCGACACUUACAAUUUUUGAAGGUUCAUCGUUAAAAGCUCAUCAAUUCUUAAUUGAAAAAGAAAAUAAAAUGUACUAACACUUCCGUGAUUGGAUUUGUGUAAACCAUUCGUCUUAUUGAUUGGCAAUACUUAAAAGUUCAGCAGUAAAGCUUGUCUGCAUCGCACACGGUUCAUCAUCAAUUAUAAUCGGUUUUAUAAUCAACAUCAGUGUAGUCAAAAGUGCAUAUAAUCAGCUGUAGUUUACUAACAGUGCCUGUUGCGUGUGCGUGAAUGCGUGUGGAUGCGUUUAAAUUUUGCGCGUUCAUCAUUAUAAAUCGUCCACUAAAUAAACAGAUAGCCACCAAAACGGAGAAAUAAUGCCCAAUAAUCGAUUACGACGGUAAAUUGGGUGUCUAUAAAUGCGUGCGUUGAUGGUACAUCGAACACACAUUGUGCUAAAUUGUUGUUGUGGAAAUCAGAGUUUACUCGCGUAUGCGCAACAUCAUCAUCUAUUUAUUUUCGAAGAAAAGCGAACCGGAUAUUUUUUUCGCAUAGAAUCAUGUUAGGUCCCAAUAAAUGGAGACUUUUAACAAUUGUAGCUGGUAUUCUAUUAGCGCAUGCCAUUGAUUCACCAAAUCGAACAGCUCGACGAAUAAAUGAGCCAACCAGUCAACAACAACAACAACAACCGCGCACAUUUGCCUCAUUUUCAACAUCAUCAUCAUCACUGCUAUCACCAUCAAAUGAACCAGUUGCAGCAGCUGCAUCAUCAUCAUCAUCGCCAACAUCCACACACUUAGGUUUAACAAUAGAAACAGUUGCACCAACACGGAAUAAUUUAAAUAGUUAUAGAAAUAGUUAUAGUGAACGACGCUUAGCUAGAAAUUUGUAUACACCAUAUAAACGGUUUUCAAAUAUCGACAAUGUUCGAUUUAUGGAACGCCGUCAAACGACUGGCUAUCGAAGUAAUAUCCUUGAUCGUCACACAACAUUUGGUGCAUUUCGAUAUGCAUCGCCCGUUAUCAAUGGUCACGGUGACAUCGGUGUUGGUGUAAAUACAGCGAGACGACGAUCGGACGUUGUUGAUGCGUCUGCAUUUGAUUAUGCAAAUACAACGCUAUCAAAUCCAUUGGAUGAUGAUAGCAUUGUUACAACAAUAAAACCAACCACAUUACAAGCGAUAAAACGUCGUAAAUACAAGUACAUUCCAUUGAUUACAAAUGGCAUUAAAGGUGUGAAUAAAAAAUUAGAUUUUGAUUUUGAGUCGACCACAUUGCCAGAGCUUGAAAUUCGAUCACGAACGGAUUUGAAUUUUUAUGCCGACGAUGGACCCGAAUCAAAAAAACCAACCAACGAUAAACCAGAUAAUGAACCAUUGGCCGAAGGUUCUGAAACAUUGCCACAAGCAUUGGCAUUAAAAUCGACAUUUCAACGAUCGCAUAUUUCGAAUAAAGUUGCAUUUCCAGAGCCAACAUUCGAAACGCCCGCAUCGACAACGAUAACACAAACAUCAGAUCUUCAGGGUCGUCGAUCGGGUUUAACGUUUACACAACAAACACCAAAAUUUGAUCCACCAUUCGUACCACAGUCGUAUCAGGAAGAUGAUCCAAAUCAUCCAAACUUUCAAGUUCCGUACAGUGAAGAACUAUCACCACCCGAACCAACCGAAAUUCGUACAGCACGCGGUGUUCACUAUGAUAAUUAUGCACAUCGUUCAGCGUCAGUGGUUCAAUUUCCGGGUCCAAGUACAAAUCAUAAUGGUAAACCAUUCCGAGAUGAUGUCACUAAAUUUGGCGAUGUUAACGGACCAAUUACAUCGUUGCAACAACGACAAUUCAACGAUUACUAUGAUGGUCUUCGAACUUAUGAGAAUAUAUACUAUUCAGAUGACUAUCGUCGACCACGUCAAUAUCCAAAUCGUUCGCCAUACUAUGAUUUUAAUGGCGAAUAUUCAGGGCAACCAUUACGAUCACGUCUCAUUGUACCAUACAAAUCAUCACGAACACCACGCGUCAUUUUUCCCACCAACGAUAACCUUCCCACUGGACUAUACGCUGGCGAAAAUUACAGUAAUAAUGAUAACGUUGUUUUUAGAGAUCAAAAUUUUGGAUUAAAUGAGCUGGCCGCAAUCCAGGAUGUUCGUAACGAAUACAAUUUACAGGACAUAACUGACGAGCCACCAUCAUCAUCAGCAACAACAAACGAUCGCGGAGAUGCUGUAAAUCGUGAAUUGCAAUGCCAACACGAAGGCGGGUCGUGUGAGUUUUUUCUAACGUGUUGGAUGACAAAUGGAUUGUUGCAAGGUACAUGUGGCGGUGUUUUACGCGGUUGCUGCCAUCGCAUUGCCAAAUCGGCAAAUUCCGGUGCAAACGAUAUCAUUGAUCUCACAGAUCUUCCAAAUAAAGAUUAUGGACCGGUCACUAAUGAUCCUAGUUGUGGCAUAUCAUUGGCAAAGCAAACAGCACAACGGCGAAUUGUUGGCGGCGAUGAUGCCGGUUUUGGUUCGUUCCCAUGGCAAGCUUAUAUACGCAUCGGUUCAUCCAGAUCUUUGCUUUCCAGAUGUGGGGGUAGUUUGAUAUCACGACGUCAUGUCGUAACGGCUGGUCAUUGUGUGGCACGGGCAACGCCGCGUCAAGUGCAUGUUACACUUGGUGAUUAUGUGAUUAAUUCGGCGGUUGAACCGUUGCCAGCAUACACAUUCGGCGUACGAAAAAUCGACGUGCAUCCAUACUUUAAAUUUACACCACAAGCUGAUCGAUUUGAUGUGUCCGUUUUAACGCUUGAACGACCCGUUCACUUAAUGCCACAUAUUGCUCCGAUUUGUUUACCAGAGAAAAAUGAAGACUUCUUAGGCAAAUUUGGAUGGGCAGCUGGAUGGGGCGCAUUGAAUCCAGGAUCGCGUCUCAGACCAAAAACAUUGCAAGCUGUCGAUGUACCAGUUAUUGAAAAUCGAAUUUGUGAAAGAUGGCAUCGAUCGAAUGGCAUCAAUGUUGUUAUUUAUCCGGAAAUGUUAUGUGCCGGCUAUCGUGGUGGUGGCAAAGAUUCUUGCCAGGGAGAUUCGGGUGGACCAUUGAUGCACGAGAAAAAUGGGCGCUGGUACUUAAUCGGUGUUGUGUCAGCUGGUUAUUCGUGCGCAUCACGUGGUCAACCUGGAAUCUACCAUCGAGUACCGUAUACAGUGGAUUGGAUUUCAUAUGUUAGCAAUUUGAACAAAUAAUCCACAUUGCUGAAAAUGUUCGAAUGAAACAAAAUCCAAAUGGGCUAAAAUCACAAGAAAAUUUGCUUUAAUCGAUCUAUGGAUAUGGAUUUUAUGACAAAAAUUACAACCCAUAAUACGACAAGCCAAUAAAAGAGAAUCAUCUCUCAAUGCAAAAAAAUUGAUUAAAAAUGUCUCUCCGCUUCUAAAUUGCUUUUACGCAACUUAUUUUUAUCGGAAUAAUUUCUCUAGUUUUCUUUUUAAAUUGCUCU